This is a messenger RNA of Acanthamoeba castellanii str. Neff, 318 nucleotides long. Its product is annotated as major vault protein. Gene Ontology annotation, cellular component: nucleus; cytoplasm. The coding region runs from base 1 to 318 and encodes 105 amino acids. Lineage: Eukaryota; Discosea; Longamoebia; Acanthamoebidae. The transcript is spliced from 3 exons. The record is from RefSeq and is a predicted model, not a curated record.
AUGGCAUCUAACAGCUGCAGCGUGCCGCCCAACCACUACAUCCAUGUGGAGGAUCGCAACACCAUGAUUACCCGACUCGAAGUGGGGCCCCUCACCUUCACCCCCAAGGUGCAGGAGGACGUGGUGCUGGGUCCCACGCCGAUGGUGUUGGUGCCGCGCGACCACCACUGCGUAGUGCGCAACCCUGCCCUGCGGGACGACACAGGCGCCGUGGUGGUGGACAAGCACGGGAUGGUGCGCCUGAAGCACGGCGAUCGAGAGCUGCGCUUCUUCACGGGCGAGCCCUUCCCUCUCUACCCCGGCGAGGAGCUUGAGUGA